Molecule: messenger RNA, 408 nt
Organism: Cucurbitaria berberidis CBS 394.84
Lineage: Eukaryota; Fungi; Ascomycota; Dothideomycetes; Pleosporales; Cucurbitariaceae
Product: ankyrin
Exons: 1
Cellular component (GO): cytoplasm; nucleus
Molecular function (GO): protein binding
Source: RefSeq, a predicted model, not a curated record
ACGCUCCAUAGGAUUGUUCUUGGUCUCGAUUUUUCAAUGAUUGAGAUAUGUCUCUCUGAAAAUCCGGGGUGCAUCAACGUUGUCGACUCAACGGGUCGAACAGCUUUGUCGUGGGCGGCUCAGCGUGGCAUGACAGAAGUCACCAAUCAGCUGCUGAUAUCUGGAGCAGAUCCAAACAUAUGCACGUCAAACGGCCACAGUCCUCUCCAGUACGCAGCGAGCGCACGAAACCCGGGUUGUAUACAGCCGCUCCUCGACUACGGUGCCACAAUCGAUCAGACUGACGUGGAAGGGCAGACGCCCUUGCACUACGCUACAGUGCAUCAAAACGACUUGGCAUACUAUAGGCCACUCAUUGAAGCCGGUGCUGAUGUAAAUUGGAGGACCAAUUGGCACGCGACACCUUUG